AUGACGUCGAACAUCAUAGACAAGAUUAUGAACCUGGAGGUCCCCGAAAAUGGCAACUCCUCGCUGAACAUUAUUUUCGGAGUCGUCAAUAUUUUCUUCUUCGGAAUUGGAAUGAUCAUUCUGGGUAUAAUUAACAAAGAUAUCGAUGACCUCAUAAUCGGCAUUUUGCAGCUCCUCGUGCCCUUGAUCGGGUGGAUAUGGGCCGUGUUCUGGGGAGUCCUAAUCGUUAUUAAGAAUUCGAAGUGA
Molecule: messenger RNA, 246 nt
Organism: Plasmodium inui San Antonio 1
Lineage: Eukaryota; Apicomplexa; Aconoidasida; Haemosporida; Plasmodiidae
Exons: 1
Coding region: 1-246 (81 amino acids)
Source: RefSeq, a predicted model, not a curated record